AUGGCUACUGAGGAAGGUGUUCAUGAAAGUUCUGUUGGUACUUCAACUGUUGCUCCUGCAAAUGCUCCAAUUGUGAUUGAUCACAAUCAUCCAUUGUAUCUACAGCCUUGUGAUUCUCCAGGCAGCACUCUAGUUUCCAUACAACUAUCUGGAUCUGAAAAUUAUGCUUUACGGAGUCGUUAUAUGAAAAUUGACCUCUUAGGAAAAUGUAAAUUGGGGUUUGUUGAUGGUAAAUGUUCUAAGGAUAAGUUUCCCCCUUCCCUUCAUGAGUCGUGGGAACGAUGUAAUGACAUUAUUCUCUCGUGGAUUAUGAACUCAGUGAGCAAAGAGCUCUUAAGUGGAGUGGUGUAUGCAUGUAAUGCUCAAAAAGUUUGGAAGGAUCUGCAGGAACGGUUUGACAAAGUGGAUGGAUCCAGAAUUUUCUAUCUUCAUAAAGAGAUUGCUACUUUGGCUUAG
This is a messenger RNA of Capsicum annuum, 456 nucleotides long. RefSeq lists its product as uncharacterized. Bases 1 to 456 code for a protein of 151 amino acids. The record is from RefSeq and is a predicted model, not a curated record. NCBI's taxonomy places the organism in Eukaryota, Viridiplantae, Streptophyta, Magnoliopsida, Solanales, Solanaceae. The transcript has a single exon.